Molecule: messenger RNA, 1134 nt
Organism: Thyridium curvatum
Lineage: Eukaryota; Fungi; Ascomycota; Sordariomycetes; Thyridiales; Thyridiaceae
Exons: 4
Coding region: 1-1134 (377 amino acids)
Source: RefSeq, a predicted model, not a curated record
AUGGCUUCAGGCAUGUACAUUGACAAUGUCCGCUCAAAGGCCACUUUUGCGAACUACUUGGCUUCGCGAGCUCGAGCUGGCCGCCGGAGGAGUGACGCCUCUAAUGCUAGACGUGGAACUUCAGGCAGCAGGUGGUCCGCUUCCGAGCUCCAAAAGUAUCAGUUGCUUCGCAAAUCUCAGCAUCCACCGGCUUUAGAGCCAAAAAAGUUCGAGAUCCCCCCGAAACUGAGAGCAGCUAUGAAAAACCCGACCCGGGACAGGGACGGCAAGCGAAGGUCUCAACGCCAGUUAUACAGGAACAACGCUCUGAGCAUCUUUUGGGGCGCUCUCUUUCGCAUGACCCCCGACCCCAAAUUGGCAUCCCCGAGGCCCCACAGAGCGUGUACGGAACACACACCCAGCUAUUCAGAGCCGCCACCCAGCCCUACAAGCUCGGAAUCAUCCCAAGGCUCCGACUAUGUGGACGAGGACGUCGUGCGAUCCAUAGCCGCUCGCACGUUGGAAGACGAGACUCUGUAUCUUGCACAGUCUUUUGUACACGUCGUGCUGAACGAGCUCCAGGCGCACGGCGCCACACGGCUCGUGGAGAUUGAUGUCGCGAAGAGGACUUACUCGGUGACCGGUCGGCGCGUUGCCAUUGUCGAGGCCAAGCACACAGUCGCGUUGAGGGCCAACACCCCGUCUUUGACGGACGAAUGCGUCGGCCAGAUGCUCGCGGAGGCGCUGGGGAGCCGCUUGACAGCCGACGAGCCAGAGGUGGAAGACAUCCUCGCCAUCCACAUCGCGCAGACGCACAUCGCCUUCAUCCAAUUCCACAUUCCCAACGACUACGUCGAAGCGAUCCGAAGCUCGGAAGAGCUUGACAAAACCCGCGACGAGCAUUUCAUCGAGAUGUACGCGACGCCAUUUCUGGACCUCGACAGCGAUAGGGGCAGGCGGCAGGUCGUCAGCGGGAGAGCCGGUGGGGGCGCGCCUGUGCCCCGGGCAAGCGGCGACGGCGACGACGAUGGGGGUGGCGGCAGCGGAGGUGGCGGCAUGGCAGUGGAGGUGCAUGGCAGCGGAGGUGGCGGCAUGGCAGUGGAGGUGCAUGGCAGCGGAGGUGGCGGUAUGGUAGCGGAGGUGGCGGCAUGGUGA